AUGGCAGAUGUAACCCUAUUAUAAACUAUCGAACUUCCACAGUUUAUCACAUAAGCGAUUUAUGCAGAAGAUAUUGAUUUAUUAAUUAUCUCUGGAUUUAAUGGUUUAAUUAGCUCAUUCAAUACAAAAACGGUGACUAAUAUCUACAAAAGUGGUUCAUAUUAGUUAGAAAUUUAAUCUAUUACAGAUAUUUUUCUUUCUCAAGAUUAUUAAUAUAUCUAUGUAGGAGCAUUUUUAAGUGGAAUGUUUGUAUUGAAAAUCAAUUAAGCAGUCGAUAAUAUAAAUAAUUUAUAAGAUGAAACAAUCUUUAUCCUUGCUGGAACGGGAAUAAUGGGUGACACGGCUUAAUCUUGCUUGUAAACAAGAGAUUUUUAUGUCUAUUGCUAUGAUCUAUGGACAGGAUUAUAUUUUGCAAAUGCUUAGUAACUAGCACAAUCAAACUAAAACGAAUUUCCAAUAACAUUUACAUUUACAUAUUAUUGGCCUUAAGUAUAGCCAAUUCCAUCAAUCCAAGCUCUUAUAACCAACUCUGCAGAGACUAUAUUAUUUUGUGCAGUAAGAUCUUUUGGGAUUUAUCUGUUUGACAUAAGAUAACGUGAUAAAUUAUAAUUAAUUUAGCUAAUUAGCUCAAACUCUAUCCCAUUCUCAAUUUAGCUUUCAAGAAACGAACUUUAUUUGUAUAUGUCAAACAAUCAAAAUAUUUAUUCAUUUAAUUAAGUUUAAGUGAAUUUGAAUGAUGAUUUUCCCAAUCUAUUCAAUAUCCACUAAUCAAAUUUUAAAGAGAUUCCUUUUAAUUAUAAGUAAAGGUGUUAUACAGAUUUAUCAGACAGUUAUCUUUUUGGAGCAUUUGAUUAUGAUGGUAUCUAUGUUUUUCCUAUUUAUAGAAACCCUUAUAGACUUAAUAUAACAAACUUUUAAGUCUAUCCUUUUUAUACUGACGAAUUGUUAUUUGACUUACAAGGUAAAUAUAUAAUUUUCCCUCAGUAUUUUAAAGGUCCAGUGCUUAGCAUUUAUCAAUAUUAUCCUUUAGAUAAUAGCUUACAAUAAAAAGAUAUUUCACCAAUGAAUAUGAAAUUAAUUAAAAAUUAUUAUUACAAUACUUCUGAUUAUACUCCAAAUAUGGCUUUUAGUGUUGAUAGAACUUUAGCGAUUUAAAGCUUUUAAUCAUUUCUGAUCCUUUAUAACACAACAGACGUUCUUGAUUUUCAAAUUUUGUCUACAUGGUAAAAACCAAAUUAUUUACUAGGAGAUUUAUACAAUUCUAUUAUUGCUUAAAAUAAUAAAUGGAUAUUUGGUAUUUCUUUAUAGUAUGGGUAUUUUCUAUUAGAUAUUUAAAACAAAACAAACCCGUAUUUAGCAAAUUAUUCUAUUACCCAUAGUGGAUUUUCUUUAGUGGCUUCUAAAUAUUAUAAUUUAGCAUAUAUAGCAGAAUGUACAUAAGGUUUUUCUAUUUUAGAUACAGCAGCCUUUCCUUAAUUCAAAUAUAUGUCAAGAUUAAAUAUACCUGGAUGUACGUUUAUGGUAUUACCCAUUCAAAAAGAUGAGUAUAUUUUGGUAACUUAAAACGAUAAAGGUGUGCUAACUUUGAUAGACAUUAGAAAUAAGUACAAUCCUGUAAUAAUAAAUUAAAUAUAUUACCAAAACCAGUAUUCUUAGGCUGUUUGCUCAUGUAAUACUAUGAAGUAUAUUUUUAUAACUAUUUCUAAUGGUAUUCUUACGAUGCCCUUUUUUAGCGAAGUUAAAAUUCAUACAGAUGUUUUUUUAAUGAAACACUUUCUAAAUACAUAAUAACCUUAAAAACAAAAAUAUAGUAGGUAGAAUUUUACAUAGUCGGAUAACAAUUCUAAUAUUUUUAAUGAAUAUAUCUUUUAAGUUGGUUAAAAUAUAGUUUUGGAUUUUAUAAUCCUCUAUCCAAUAAACUUAGGUAUGAAAGUUUCUAAUGUUUAUUUUUAUUAAAAUGGAAACAUAGUUAACAUACCACAAUAUUUUACAUUUGAUUAAUAAUAGCAAAGUCUUUAAAUGCAAAUUAAUUCUCAAUUAAUUGAUAAUAAUUAAGCUAUUUCAAACUUAAAAAUAAUAUUAAUUAAAUCUUAUACACCUUUGGAUGCGACUUCUUUCAUUUAUUUUGCUGAAGACUCAGCUGACUUAGGAAUAACUAAUUCAACUUAAUCUUUCCUUAUUUAUUAAUAUUUGAUUAAUUUAAAUAUUAUUAAUUUUGAUGGGAUAAUAAAUGAAAAUUAUAAUGUAUAAAGUGCAUUCAAUUUUGAUUAAAAGCUUUAAAGCUAAUUAUUUGAUUAAAAAAUAAUUUAAAAUAGUUCCUACGAAGCGAUACUCUAAUAGAUUACAUAAAAAGUUAGUUUAACUAUCAAGAAAUCUUACUCUUACAACCCUUUUAAAUAUUAUGUUAUCUCUUCACUAAAGUUUGAUAACUCAAAUAGAUUCUAGUUUAUCUCUACAAAUUCCCUCUAAUCUAUUUAAGUAAUUUUAUAAAUAAAUAGCGAAAUUGGAAAAUUAAUUCAUAAAAACCAAGAUAGUGUAAAUUUUUAAAUUUCAGAAUCACAAGACUAACUUCAAAUAAUAGGAACUUUGUAAAAUGUUAACAAAGUGUUGUCAUAGUAAAUCAUAUUUGCUAAUUCAUCUUCGGUUAAUCAAAACAGUUUAUCAGCUAUUUAAAUAACAAUAAAUGACAAUAUAAAUUACCCUUUAACAAAUUCAAUAAGGAUUUUCGAAUGCAAUUUUAUAAAACUUAAAAAUUAAAUUCAAGUGAAUAAAAAAUUCAAUUUAUAAAAGUAAAUUGAAAAUCAAUUUAAGGAAGGAAUUAUCGAUAUUGAAUCAGAUAUUGUAAUACAAUUUUCUUCAAAAUCUUUUUAUAUAGGAGAUACUCAAAAAAUUACCUAUUAAACAUAUGUUUAGAAUUCAGAUGGUGAAUUUGUACUAAUUCCUCCAAGUUUAUGGCUUUAAUAGCAAAGUAAUGAUAAACUAAAUUUCAAAGGAACAACUACUUCUAGUAUAUAUCGUAAUUAUUAUAAGUUUAAGGUAAAAGCUACUGAUGGAUAUACAACUGCAGCUGACUAUUUUGUUGUAUAAGUGAGUGGUAUUCCCUUUACCUAUGCUAUAAACUUACUAAUAAAAAUUUUGGGCCCACUUCUAGGAAUCUUGGGUUUAUAUUAAUAAAGACACUUUUUCUACAACAUUAUAUUUUAAAAAUAAGUGACUUUCUCUAAUGAAGAAGUUGAAUGUGGAUAAGAAUAUCAAAAAAAAUUAAUAAUUAUUGGUAAAUAGAAUGAAGAUGCAAUUUUUAUAGUAAGGACACUAUUCAAAAAUGUUAUGUAAAAACCUUAAUAAAGACUUUCAAAAGGAGAAGUAGAAUUACCAUGUCAUAGAGCUUCAGUUGAUUAAUAAGAAAAUAUGGAUAACUUAUCUGAAGAAUAAAAUAAAAAAAACCAAUAAGAUGAAAUUAAAUUCAAAGAUUUUGAAAAACUUGAACAAAAAAACGGAUUUAAUAUCUUUUUAAAAAAAGCAAAUAACUAAUAAUAUAAAAAACUUUUAUCUAAUUUUUUAAAAAUUAAAUCUAAAGGUGAAAAAUCUAGUCUUGAAAAGAGAUACCUAAAUAAAUCUGGGAGUUUAGUUUUAUCUUAAGCAAUUUAGGAUAUUAUUAAUUUUAAAAUAAAACCUAGCACUUAUUAAAAAUAAUCAAAUGAGUAAUAUUUAAAUGAGCUAUAGGAUGUGAAUUCUGUUCUAUAAAGGGCUAUAAGGGCAUAAAUUUCUCGAAAUUUACUAAAACAUGAUCAAAAAUCUUAAAUUAUUUACGAACUUAUUAAAAACUAUUGCUUUUAGAAUAUCAAUCAAAAUAAAAAUGAUUGGUAUAAAGCUAUUAUUAAGAUAUAAUACAAAAGUAAAAGAAAUUCUUAAUAAAAUAAUAAUUAUAGUUCGUUUGAUACUUUCCCUUCAUUAGAUUUUAAGUAUGAUCAGUUAUUAUUCAUAUUUUAAUAGAUUUUAAAUAUUGAAAAAUCUGAAAUAACAAAAAUACCACACUCAUUUAAUUCGUUUAAAAAAUAUAUUAACGUAUAUUUUAAAGAUAUAAAUUUAUAUCUCUUUAGAGAAGUUAUUUUUGCUGAUGUUUUAGGAUUUCCUCAAAAAAAACCUUCAGGCUUCCAGCCUUCAGUAGGGCAAUCUAUUCAUAUUAAUUCAUACAAUUUUAGUUAAAUUAUUGCAUUUAAAAAAAGAGAAAUAUGUUCAUAUCUAAGACCAAUUUAUUAAUUUCUAAAUAUGGAAUACAGUAAAUACGGCUUUUCUAAAAAUAUGAGAUUACCAGCUUGGCUCUAAUUUGAUUAAAAAAAUGGCUUUAUUAUCUUACAUGGAAUUCCUUAAUAGCAAGACAUUGAAGAAAUACUAAUUAAAAUUUAUGAUACUAAUAAAUACGUCAUAUAGUAAUUUAUAAUAAAAAUUAAAUUUAGCAUGCAAAGUGAUAAAUAAUAAUAGUAAAUAGAUGAAAUAUAUACUGAUUUAGAAGAGUCUAAGUAAUUGAUAACUUAAACAAAAUAUUAGCCUAUAUAAAAGAUAAAAAAACCAAUGAUCUUAUAAUAAAAUAGCCAAAGUAAAUAUUAAUUUUUGAAAAAUUUUUCUGAUUCUUUAUCGCCAUCAUCUCAAAAUUAAAGUAGCUUUCAAAAUGAAUUAAAAAUCAAUAAAUCAGUAAUUCAAAAUUUAAAUUCUAUUUAAAAAACUUACCCUGAUUAAGAUGAUAUUAUUUAGGGAAGUAUCGAAUCAAACAUAGGAGAGGAAUUGAGUAAAUCAGAAACAAUUGCAUUUUCAGUAUUUACCACUCACAGAAAUUCUAUUUCUGAAAAGUAGGAACAACAAUUUUUAAACUUUUAGCAAAUAUUCUAAACUGAUGAAAUCAAUGAAAAUUUAUGA
Molecule: messenger RNA, 4914 nt
Organism: Tetrahymena thermophila SB210
Lineage: Eukaryota; Ciliophora; Oligohymenophorea; Hymenostomatida; Tetrahymenidae
Product: calpain family cysteine protease
Exons: 1
Molecular function (GO): protein binding
Source: RefSeq, a predicted model, not a curated record